UCGAUGCUUUCGAUUCAGCUGUACACAUUUUGAAUUCGAAGCAUUACCAAUGGAACGUGUAAUGUAUCGUACGCAAUGAAUCACAUUUUAUAUACACAAACAGCAAACUGCUAUCAUUCUGUUAAGGACACUUCGUUAGACUUCAAUGUUUGUCAUUUCAUUCAUAUUGUUUGUAAAAUGGUAUGUUCAAUGCAACGUGAACAAAUGUCUUUAUGUUAUUUGUGAUGUAGAACUUCAGUUUUAUUUAGAUGGUGCAAUUAAUCACAAGUGAAAAAAAGUGAAAAACUGGGAGAAAGAAAAACUUUAUGUUCAGACCCAUAUAAAAGCUUCGGUUUUUGGAAGAAAUGACUUAAAAGUGGCAAUGAACUAUUCCCUGAAAAUGUUUAAAUUAAUUGAAAUUUUGUCGUUGGUUGCAUUAACGUAUGUAUGUUGUUCGGAAGGCGUAAAAAACAUUUGUCAGACGGAGGAGAGAUUCAUUGUACUCGAAGAAGAGAAUACCACUCAGCCAGUAAGGAUCAGAUCAUACAAUUGGUGUUUGAGCUUCCCUCCGAGAUGUUCAAAUUAUCGGACAGAAAUGCGAGAUGUAAUUAAAGUACAGAACGUAACAAAAACUAAAUUGAUCGAUCAUUGUUGCGAAGGGUUUAACAACAUCAAUUCAAACAGCAACGAAACCAUUGUGUGUUCACCAGUAUGCCGAGGUGGUUGUGGUCAUGGUAUCUGUGAAUCACCUAACACAUGUGUAUGCGACAUUGGUUAUGAAGGACGUCAUUGUUCGCAAAGAUGUCGGACGAAAUGGUAUGGGAAAAAUUGCAAAAAUAUUUGCAGAUGUCGCAAUAAUUCGCUCUGCGAUCAUAAGACCGGAUUUUGCAGAUGUGCGCCCGGAUGGAUCGGAGAAUUUUGUGAGCUUCCGUGUCCAAAAGGUCAAUACGGUAUGAUGUGCCACAAAAAGUGUUUAUGCAACAGCAACUGCGAUCCAGUUGGUGGAAAAUGUUUAGGAGAAAACGCCAAAAUUGUAUUCGAUAGGGCACAUAAUCGGUCCAGUGGCAUUACCAAGCUAUCUUCAGAUCGAAUCAAAGCAAAGCAUUGGAUACCAGUCAACGGAAAUGGGAAAAUUAUUUUCCGAAAUUGUAGUGAUUCUGACAAUCAAUGCGAGCUUAACAAUGGGAAUAGUGCAAAUACGUCGAUUGACGACAGCCACAAAACGGCUCUGAUUCAGGAACUAAAUGCAAAUGUAACAAAUUUGACUAAUCAACUGAAAGCUGCUACCGAUAAGUCGGUAGUAAUUGUAAAUACAUCCAUUGCUAUACACCACAUCCAAAAAGGCGUCAUAGGUAGUGGCGCUGCUAAUAACAGUACCAAAGACUCAAAAUAUUUUGACUUAAUUACUGACGAUGCUAGCACUGAACUUAAUUACAUUGAGACGGAAAAUCAGAAGGGGUUGUUCUAUGAAGAAUAUGAAGACGACGACGUUCAGAAUGGCGAUCUAGAUGAAUCUGAUGAAAUCGAUAGCAUCGGCGGAUACAAUCACAUCGUUCACGUAUUUACUAUGAGCUCGAUCAACACUACGAAAUCAGAGCAAAUAGUGUCUCUACCGCCAAUGGUGCCAGUAGCUUUGAUUCUGUUAAUAGUAAUGUGUGUCACAAUCGUAAUUAUUUUCGUUGUGAUUCAUUUCAUCCGAAAAUCAAAGGCAUCACAAACUCAAAACGAUAGUUGCACUCCCGAAGACAUUACGCUGUCCGAUCAAACAGUUCAAAAGCCUCUUCCGGAAAUACCAUCAUCAUUUACACAAUCGAUUACUCGACGCAUUAUGCAACAUGAUUUCUACGACAGACCUUCAAACAACAAGUCAGUUAAAAGUGGAUUGAACAAACUAGGAUAUUGUUAUGCCAACGACGAGAACCAUCGACCAGCUGAUGAAAGUGGUGCAUGUGACGAGCACAUUUAUGAUGAAAUUAAAUAUUCAAAUUAUUGUGAAACAACUCAGCGAAGUUUAUUUUGUAACGUGAUAAUGUGGUUCCUAAAAAUACUACUAUUGCUGCUUCUGUUCGAGGAGUACCAGUGCGAAGACAUUCAUUCCAUAAACGCAACACACUGUGAAUAUUCUAAGAGAAGUCAAAUACCCGGAAAAAAGGUUCCACAAAAUGUAACCAGAAUGGUUACCUACCUUCAGGCGAAUAAUUCAGUUGGAACACGGCUAGAAGUUAGAACGUUAAUGAAGCCUGCAUUCGAAACUAUAAAGAGAAUCAAAUGUUGUCGUGGAUAUAAACAAGGACCGAGGAAAACCUGCACGCCUAAAUGUGAUCAAUUCUGUGAAAAUGCAAUCUGCACAGCACCGAAUGAAUGUUCGUGUAUUGAAGGUUUUAAGAAACUUUCGCCUAACCGAUGCAUUCCACAUUGCGAAAGCUGCGACAUGGGCCGCUGUGUCGGACCGAAUAUUUGUGAAUGCUAUAACGGAUAUCAUAAAAACGAAAUUGGCCAAUGUGUGCCAAAAUGUACGGAAUCCUGUGUAAACGGAUGGUGUUCAGAGCCGGAGGUGUGUUCGUGUAAUCCAGGAUACGAAUUGGACAAAACUGAUAAGUAUAAAUGUUAUCCAAAUUGUACGACUCCGUGCAUUCAAGGUCGGUGUACGGCUCCGGAUGUUUGUGAUUGCCAUCCAGGCUACGAAUUUAAAAAUGGUUCCAAGAACGAAUGCCUGCCAAUCUGCGAUUUUUGUGAAAGUGGCAACUGUACAGGACCGAGUAAAUGCACAUGCUGGGAUAAUUAUGAAGAGCAGGAAAUUGUUCAAGGUACAAAUAUCGUCAAAAUAUGUCAACCGAAAUGUAUGGAUGAAUGCAUCAACGGAUUUUGUAUUGAAGUGGACACAUGCUCCUGUAAGAAAGGGUACGAGUUCAUGAAGGACAGUUUCAACGUAUGCGAACCGGUCUGCGAUCCACCGUGUGAUAACGGCGACUGUAUUGAGCCAGAUGUUUGUUUAUGCGAUCAUGGAUAUCAACUCCUCGAUGGUCAAUGUCAAGCACACUGUGAUAAUGAAUGCAUAAACGGUGUUUGUGUGUAUCCCAAUCAAUGCGAAUGUAAUGAUGGAUAUGUGUUCACAUCUAACUCAGCAAAUGUGUGUGAGGCUUUUUGUCAAAACUGCACAAAUGGAAUUUGUGUGGAGCCGAACAUUUGCGAGUGUUCAAUUGGCUUCAGAAUGACCGAAAGAAAUGUAUGUGAGAAAUUAUGCGCACCGGAAUGCAUUUCUGGGAAAUGUGUAGACGGAAUAUGCAUUUGUGAUAACGGGCUUCAAUUAUACAACGGAAUUUGUGUCGAUAUAACUACAACCGAAUCGCAAGAUAUCUUUGUAACAACCGACAUAUUUGAAACGGAAGCAGAGGUGACGUCAACUACAACUGAAUAUGUUCAAUGUUCGUGCGAAAGUGAAGAGUGUGAGGGAGUAAAUAAUUGCAUACCUGUUUGUGGCAUUAAUAAAGAAGGCUGCAUCAAUGGCACUUGUAUUUCACCGGGGGUGUGUAAAUGUUUCGAUGGCUUUGAACUAUACCCGUCCAGUCCCUAUGAGUGUGUACUUGAGAAAGCAGCGGCAAUUGAAAGUGCUCCAGUCAAGGCAUACAUAACCAAUUAUAUCAGCUUAAUUUUAGUGUUGGUAAUUGUUGCUUUAACGGGUACAACAUUAAUCUUAUGGCUGAACCGUCGGAAUCGGAAGGUGAAUUACAAUGUGGAUGAGAAAGAAAGGAGGGUUGGUGUGAACGGUGACGAUUAUGUACAUUAUAUAAUUAACAAGGACGACAAUGCCUUUGCAUGAGCAAGUUUUACAUGAUGAAGAAAAUUCGGGCAACAAAUCAAAAAAAAAGGUCGAGAUGCAGAUGAGUGUAGCAGUUGUUUGGUCUUUCUAAAUUAAAUGUUUUGUACAAAAGUGGA
Messenger RNA from Bradysia coprophila, 3915 nucleotides. RefSeq lists its product as uncharacterized. The record is from RefSeq and is a predicted model, not a curated record. Gene Ontology annotation, molecular function: protein binding. NCBI's taxonomy places the organism in Eukaryota, Metazoa, Arthropoda, Insecta, Diptera, Sciaridae.